UCAAUGUCUAUAUAUCGAGAUGAAAGCAUAUUGAAAGGACUUCUUCGAGAUAAAACUAUAGAGUAAGGGGCAGAGUUACAUUUAUUCAUAUUGGUUGAAUAAAAUGUGAGAAAGAUCAUUCAAGUGAAUAUUAAUAAGAUGAUUAGGAAGCAAUUAAAUAUCAAAGACACUUCAGAAAGAAGUAACUCAAUUCUUAAGAUAUUGAAUUGGCUAUCAAGGAUCAAAAUUUACUGAAGGUAUGGUGACCUAAAUCAUUUUAGUCUGAAAUCUAUGGAUUUUAAUAUAUGGAUAGUAUUAAUUUAUCCAAAAGAAUGGAUGAGUAUGUUCUCAAUGAUCAAGUAUAGAAUCUCAAUAUUCAAGAGCUUGGAUUUAAGAGAUCUAAUUUCGCAUUAGAUGAGGACAGUUAAAAUUCCUCUAGGAUUUCCCUCUCUUUCCAUAUUCAAUGUUAUGAAAGAUUAUUAGAUGAUAAAUUCUUAAGAGACAUAAUCCAUAAGUAAAUGCUACUCAAUUUAUUUAAGUGCAAUACAAAGAUAUCAUAUAAACAGAGUCAUUCUAAAAUGUGGAAAACAAAAAGUCUUUUAAUAUAAUAAAGGAUAAUAUAAUUAGUAUAUUGACAAUUCAUUAAUAAUCUAUUGUGAAAAAUUUUAAGGAUUUAUUUGAAAAAGAAGUAAUAAGUCUAAAAUAUAGUUUUUCUCAAGAAUUUGUAUAAUGUAAGUUAAUAUAUUAUGAUAAAGUACUUUCUGAUUUGGAAAGCUACAAAGAUGUUGCUCAAAUAGUUCCAUUUAUUGUUCAAUAUUUAUAUAGUUAGUAGGAUUAAGUUUAGCUUUUUUAUUACAAACAUAGAUGUGUGAUAGUUGAAUGCUUAAAUAGACUAAUAAUUAAUAAUUAGAUUAAUUUGGAAUUUUAAGUAUAUCAUAUAUAUAUAUAUAUAAUAGUUACAUUAAAUCCUUAAAAUCUUAGUUAAAUUCUUAACUUCUAAGAUAAUGGAAAUAAAUAUAAAAUCAUAAAUAGAACUUCAAACAAAGACAGCCAGAUGUUUAAAUUAUUUGCUUGAUAAAUUUAAUUUGAAAUAUUAAGCAUUAAGGUAAAAUAUAGAUAGAGUUAUUUUGGAUAAAUUCGAAAGAGUUACUAGCAAAAUUGAAAAGAAAAACUCACAAAAAUCAUUAUUAAAGGCUUAUUCAAUUAUUCAAUACUUUGUUGAAUAAAAUGUUAGUGUUCAACAUUUAAAAUUUGUAGAAUAAAUGAGUUAAUUGAUCAGAAAAAUAGAACAACAAAGAUAAUUAAUAUCAUAACAUAAUACAGAUUAUGAACAUUUAAGUGGAUUAAUAUGUUUAUCCUUAGGAGUAAUUUAUUUAAAUAAAAAUGAUAGAGUAUUUUGAUAAAAAUAAUAAAUGGAUUGCAAUAUUUAUAGCCUAAUUAUGAAAAUCAAAUAUUGCAUAUUAUUAAUAUUACAAGAUAGUUGAUGUUAGAAAUGGGAUUAUAUGAAAUGCUUGUAAUGCAAUAGUAUUUUGGGGAGCAUAUGAUUUUAUGAUU
Molecule: messenger RNA, 1533 nt
Organism: Paramecium pentaurelia
Lineage: Eukaryota; Ciliophora; Oligohymenophorea; Peniculida; Parameciidae
Source: the annotation of a GenBank genome assembly